AUGGAGGAAUCGGAUGGACAGAACACCUUUCGCCUACGAUCCAUUUAUGAGGGCACGGGCGAUUGGCCGAAAGUCAACGACCCUAUCCGAGGUGCCGUACAACAGUCAUGGAGCACCAUCGGAUUCCCCAAAGACAGGAGGCUCACCCUGGAUGACUACGAAAAUCGCACCCACAUUGACAACGAUAACUUAGUCAUUCUGGAGCUGGCCAAGGAUAUUGUGGAUAUACAGCAGAAACCCGCCAACGAGAUCGCGGACGCCAGAGCCUUCAAGUCACACGAAGAACAUGAGCGGGUCAUCGAGACGUUCCGUCUUCACAACCGGAGUGUGGCCAAGAUCCGAAUCAGAGACUGCAAUGCCUUUGACGGUGGAGGCCCGUACAGCAAAUGCAAAAUUGCCAAAGCCAUCAAGGAAGCGAUGGACAAAGGUGCAGACUCGCCAGGCCCCCCGCCCAGUGUCGCUGUCGAACAGAUGGUAGCGACCCGUAUACUCCUCGCCAGAGGCGGUGAGAUCGAGGGUCGUACCAGCGAUUAUUGGCGAAAAGCAAUAGAUCUCGCACAGCAGGAGCUCUACCUGGACCCCGAGCUCCAAAACAAGACUCGCCAGGAGAUCAUUGAUGACAGCGGGGACGCUACUUUCAAGUUGAUGCUACGGGUGGUCAAAGAGUCGAUCAAAAUCCAAACCCCGAACCCGUACCAUCAAUCGCGACGGGACCAGUACGCGGUAGACCACGGAAUCUUCUACCACGUCAAAGAUACCGACAUUGUGAUGGUGCUGGACAAGGUAGAUAACGUCAUUGCUUUCCAAAUGCGGGACGCUUUCCGGACCUUGCUGCCCGGCGGCAUUGACAAGGCAGUCGCUAAGUCGUUCGAGACCUAUAGCACCUUUUACCUACUACAGAUAAAGACCGUUCGGACUGGUAUCACGGGUUCGCGGGGCUCGUACCGGUUGGGCAGUACGAAGGAGGCGACCUCGUUCUGA
This is a messenger RNA of Anthostomella pinea, 981 nucleotides long. NCBI's taxonomy places the organism in Eukaryota, Fungi, Ascomycota, Sordariomycetes, Xylariales, Xylariaceae. The record is from the annotation of a GenBank genome assembly.